Lineus longissimus is the source of this 2067-nucleotide messenger RNA. RefSeq lists its product as uncharacterized. Gene Ontology annotation, cellular component: nucleoplasm; nucleus; cytoplasm. The transcript has 3 exons. The coding region runs from base 86 to 1045 and encodes 319 amino acids. Lineage: Eukaryota; Metazoa; Nemertea; Pilidiophora; Heteronemertea; Lineidae. The record is from RefSeq and is a predicted model, not a curated record. Gene Ontology annotation, biological process: negative regulation of transcription by RNA polymerase II; negative regulation of cyclin-dependent protein serine/threonine kinase activity. Gene Ontology annotation, molecular function: cyclin-dependent protein serine/threonine kinase inhibitor activity; 7SK snRNA binding.
CGGAGCGCAUCGUACCGAAUUUCUCUUGCUUUAUCUUCGAUAUUUCCUACAAUAAUCGUAUAGAUCUUCCAAAAAAGGUUUGAUUAUGUGUCCCGCAAUGGAAGGAAUCAAACUAGCCACAAAUUUGAACUUAAAUCGUCGUAAAACUCGCAGAGGGAAGAGAUGUGGACAACGGCACCGUGACCGUGUGAUAGAAAAUGUUGUUGGUGAUUGCGCAACCCUUCUGAUCGCAGACAUUCUAAGGAGCGAGUCUAAAAAAGGCUGCACAGACUGUGUAAAGAGACGUGAAUUUCGUGGAAAACGCCGUGGUCUGCGUCCGAACUUUUAUCCUAAAGCCCCAAAGAACUCUUCAACUUUCAUCAUUGACAACAAGGACUUUCUUUGGGACGGCGAAGUUGGUUGUAUAAAAAACCGAAAACAGCCAGUCACUCCACCACCGGUGGCAGUGCUCAAUCUGCUCGCACCGCCAGCUCCAUUGUUCGUAACAUUGACAAAUUCCCCAUUCUAUGGAGAAAGGUCAUCUGAAGUCUUCAACCUUCAAACGUCGCCGACAAAUUCUGAAGUUUCUGAUGUUUCAGGAAAUGAUGCUUCCUUUUACGUACCAACGCCGUUGAAAUCUGAUAUUCACCGGAACACUCCAGAAAAACAACCUGAAAGUGAAAAGGACGCUUGUCCUUUGGAAGAUAUGUUCGAUUCAGACUAUGAAUCUUUCGGAGAAGACGAUACGUAUUCAUUCAUGCUCCAAGACUUUGAAUCUGCAUUUCAGAAUGCGCAGGAAGAACCACUGUGGUCGUUUGGUCGCUAUGAACUUAUUGACGGGAUAUCCGAGUUAGGUGAUCGUGUUGCUGAGUUAGAACACUUGACGUCAAGGAAGGAACAGUCUGUGGCCAGUGACUCUUGUGCCACGUUGGAAAUAGGAGCCGACACAGUAUUAGGGGAACAAAGGAGUUGUGAAGAUCUUUCGGACGAUAUUCGUGACUUGUAUGCAGAACUGGAGGAACUAAGACAAGAAAACGCACACCUGAGAUCGGAAAAUAAGUCAUGAUUCAGAACAUAUUGAUUAGAAUACGAAGUUUGAAGCAACGAUAGACUCGACGAAUCGGUCAUCUGCGGGUGCGGUGAUGUUUUAAAAUGGCGGGCUACUGCCGAGUAUAAGCAACGGAACGGAGGGGGUUGACAUUGCCACACCUUCUUCCCGACAACGUUUUUACAGGACGACUCGGUGGAUGGUUACAGGGAUGGAAGUGCAGAGGUUUGUGGGGUUCACAGAUAGGUAACUGUGAUUCCCAUGUCUUGUGCAUGUCCGCAGAAUUGUACUAGAAAAAACCUGUUUUAGUUGACUAAGGUUGUCAACGCUUUGGGAAGGCAAAAACAUCUCUAAAGUUGUGUGUUAUAAAAUAAUUUCUAAAUCGCAACUUGCAACAUUGAAGUAAGACUCUUGAAGACUGCCUUUUAGGUGGUCACUAUAGGGUGUCUGUCCUAUCAUCUUGAUAUGCAAGGCUCUAAAGAUUAUCAUUUAAAUUUUUAAUCUAGCAGCAUUAGUACGGUCUCUCUUAGCACUUCUGAGACUGGUAGAUGCGGCAACAACCGGUUUACAGUGACAUAAUGGAGAGUAAUCCAUGAUAUGAUGGAGACCAGGCCACAUUUGAGAAGAUGUAUACAAAAUGGUGCCAGUUGGACAAUGGAUUCCAACAGCUGUACGCGAUGUGAGUCAUUCCAUUCGCAUUCCCAUCCCCUGUUCCGAUUGGGUCACCUGGAGCUGAUCUGGAUGUAUGACUGUAGUUUCACCCACCUGCAGCUUGGGAGGAAGGCAUCAUAGCGAAUGCACCAGCUUGGGAGGAAGACACCUGGUGGUCGGCCUGUGCCUCUGAUGGAGGACAAGGCUGCUGAAAAGAUCUUCAUAUAGUGGGGAGAAAGUUUUGUUUUGUUCAUACGGCAAGGCAAGGGCAUCCAGACUGGUGAGGUUCCAUUCAAUAUACGAGUUGGUUGCACCUGGCUGGGUAUAUCCAUUAUUCAGUACAUCGAGAUCUAUUUUUAUUCUAAUAAAAACCAAGGUAAUAAUACUGA